CGGGGUGGGACCAGGGGGCAGGUUUGCACAAAAUGUGCGGUGGCUGCCCGGGAGAGGAGCGGCGGCCGCGCUGAGCCAGAGCCAUGAGCCACCAGAUCCUGCUGCUCCUGGCCGCGCUGACCCUGGACCUGGCCACCUCCCAACACCGAGACAAGGUGCCCUGUAAGAUGGUGAACAAGGAGGUCUUGUGCCAGUUCCUUGGCCUAUUCCAGGUCCCCUCGGUGCUCCCACGAGACAUCGAGGCCCUUGACCUGUCUGAAAACCAGCUCCGGCGCAUCCCGACCUCACCCCUGGGCUAUUACACAGCGCUUCGUCACCUGGACCUGAGCUCCAACGAGAUCAGCUUCCUCCAACCAGGUGUCUUCCAGGCCCUGUCCCACCUGGAGUACCUCAACCUGGCCCACAACCACCUGGCGCUGAGCACAGGUGGUCUGGGCCCCCUGCUGCACGUGAAGUCCCUGGACCUGUCUGGGAACAGCCUGUACACUGGCCUGGUGGAGCAGCUGCUGGGGGAGGCGCCAGCCCUGCGCACCCUCACGCUGGCAGAGAACAGCCUGACCCGCCUUGCCCGCCAGACCUUCUGGGGCACACCUGCCCUUGAGUGGCUGGACCUGCAUAGCAAUGUGCUGAUGGACAUUGAGGACGGCGCUUUCGAGGCCCUGCCCCGUCUGACCCACCUCAACCUGUCCAGGAACUCACUCACCUGCAUCUCCGACUUCAGCCUCCAGCAGCUGCGGGUGCUGGACCUGAGCUGCAACAGUAUCGAGGCCUUUCAGAUGGCCCCAGAGCCCCAGGCCGGGUACCAGCUCACCUGGCUCGACCUGCGGGAAAACAAACUGCUCCACUUGCCUGACUUGGCCGCCCUCCCGAGACUCAUCUACCUGAACGUGUCGAACAACCUCAUCCGGCUCCCUGCGGGGUCAGCGCAGGGCGGCAAGGCCAUCCAAGCACCUUCCGAGGGCUGGUCAGCCUUGCCCCUCUCGAACCCCAGCUGGAAUGCCAGCACCCACUCCCUCUCCCAGCUCUUGAAUCUGGACUUGAGCUACAAUGAGAUUGAGAUUGUCCCCGAGGGAUUUCUUGAUCACCUGACCUCCCUGCGCUUCCUGAACCUCAGCCGAAACUGCUUGCGGGCCUUUGAGGCUCGGAGUGCAGGCUCCCUGCCCUGCCUCGUGCUCCUGGACAUCAGCCACAAUGCACUGGAGACACUGGAGCUGGGCACCAGAGCCCUGGGGUCUCUGCGGACGCUGCUCCUACAGGGCAAUGCCCUGCGGGACCUGCCCCCAUACACCUUUGCUGGCCUGGCCAGCUUACAGAGGCUUAACCUGCAGGGGAACCGGGUGAGCCCCUGUGGGGGACCAGGCGGGCCUGAACCCCCGGGCUGCGUGGACUUCUCUGACAUGGCCUCCCUCCGUGUCCUCAACUUGGUGGACAAUGAGAUGGAGACACUCUGGGCAGGUACCUUCCUCCACACACCACUUACCGAGCUAGACCUCUCUUCCAACCCUGGGCUGGAUGUGGCCACAGGGGCCUUGGCGGGCCUGGAGGCCUCCUUGGAGGUCCUGGCCCUGCAGGGCAACGGGCUGGAGGUCCUGCAGGUAGACUUGCCCUGCUUCAGCUGCCUCAAGAAGCUCAAUCUUGCCGAGAACCGCCUGAGCCGCCUGCCGGCCUGGACGCAGGCUGUGUCCCUGGAAGUGCUCGACCUGAGGAACAACAGUUUCAGCCUGCUGCCGAGCAGUGCCAUGGGCGCCCUGGAGACCAGCCUCCGGUGUCUCUACCUGCAGGGGAAUCCGCUCAGCUGCUGCGGCAAUAGCUGGCUGGCGGCCCAGCUGCACCAGGGCCGUGUGGACAUGGAUGCCACCCAGGACCUGAUCUGCCGCUUCAGCUCCCAGGAGGAGGUGUUCCUUAGCCACGUGCGUCCCGAGGACUGUGAGAAAGGAGGGCUCAAGAAUGUCAACUUCAUUAUCAUUGUCACCUUGGCGCUUGUCUCUGCCAUUGUCCUCAUCAUGCUGGCCACCUAUUGCUGUGUCCGCCAGCAGAAGUUCAACCAACAGUACAAAGCCUAGAGAAGCCAGGCUGCAGA
Molecule: messenger RNA, 2080 nt
Organism: Pteronotus mesoamericanus
Lineage: Eukaryota; Metazoa; Chordata; Mammalia; Chiroptera; Mormoopidae
Gene: LRRC32
Product: leucine rich repeat containing 32
Exons: 3
Coding region: 84-2063 (659 amino acids)
Cellular component (GO): extracellular matrix
Molecular function (GO): protein binding
Source: RefSeq, a predicted model, not a curated record